GCCACCGGACCGCCGUUUGUUUUGACGUUAACAGCGGUAGUCCACAAGUCUCGCAAACGAAUACGACAUUAUUCAACAUGAAUGAAAACACAACAUGACUAUUGUGUAAACUGGAAUGGAAGCCGACGAGCUUUCGGCCUUCCGAGAGCACUGGAAACAUGAAUUAAAGACCGAGAAAUGCAGUAAAGACAAAGUGGGAUAUUUUGGACACCACAGUAAGGACAGUCCAUCUGAUCAAAACACAAGCUACUGGCAGAAACAGACUCAACCCAGGCCCAAAGAUCAGCCGCAGUAUGUGUCCAUCGCCGAGGGUUUGUUGGACGGCAGAACCAGUCCGCUGCUGGACAGGAUCAAGGAGGAGAGAACGCGCAGGAAGCGCGCACCCGAGAGCGAUGCGAUCAACAAAGGCGCGCCUCCCAAAAAAGUCAGCGGCUCAUGCCAUAAACUGCUUGAGCAGUUCAUUCAGGAUUUGAAUGAAGUGAAUGACAUCCCGUUCUUUGAUGUGGAGUUGCCCUAUGAACUGGCACUGAAGAUUUUCCAGUUUCUGAGCAGAACAGACCUGGGCCGAUGUGCUCAGGUUAGUAAAUCCUGGAAGGUUUUGGCUGAGGAUGAGGUGUUGUGGCACAGGUUGUGUCUGAAGGAAGGUUUUCACAGCGGGGCAAGUAUCUCUGACUCCCCCUGCUGGAAGAGCACGCUCAGGGACGCAUGCAACACUGAGAACACCGUGAAAUCGAACUGGAAGAAUCGUGUUGGGUCUAUUCGCAACCUACAGUACGAGUUAGGAAAAGUGUUGUGUGAUGUCAGUUCCUGUGCUGGGCUUGUUAUAGCUGGCUACACCUCUGGUGAUGUCCGUCUGUGGGACACACUUCACUGGGACACGUCUUACCUGCGCUCCACGCACUCCAUCAGAAACGAGAGUCCAGCGCCUCACAUCAGUCUUGUACGCAUCAAUAAAACCAUAGCCACAGCUGCUUAUGAGAACGGUGGUGUAGAUGUUUGGAGCACUGAAACCGGUCUUGAACCCAUUCAUCAGUACCAGCACCUACAGAGGGUUCAUGCUCUGGAUCUAAGCCCAGACUGUCCAGCAUUGGCCUCUGCAUCAGGACCAGAGGUUCGCCUGGACUCCACAGAUGAGCAGGGCUACUGGAGAUCACAAUGUCUCAUUCAGCUACCCAAACCUGUAGAUGGAGUGCUGGUGGUGCCAGGGAGGCGGGACUUCCCUUUGGUCACGGCGUGGGCAGGUGAAAGUGUUUACUUGUUGGAUUCCAGACGGAAGGAAGAGGAACCAAAUGUUCUUCAUUUUGUGUACGGCCACCCGGUCACCUGUGUAGAUGUGACGGCCUCCAAAGCUGCUCUGGGGGUCAAGAGCUGUGGAUGGGGGAUGAAUGAUGGCGGCAACAAGAUUCAGGUGUACAGCCUGGAGACCAGCCAGUCGGAGAUAACCGUGGGGAACUCGGCGGGGGACUUCACCUGCGUCAACCUGCGAGACAGCCCCCCUCACCUGCUGGUGUGUGGAAACAAAGACAGGCGUGUGAGAGUGUUUGACUUGCGUACCGGCUCCUCAGUUGUGUCUCUAUAUGCCCAUCACAUGGGCGUGACCACCGUCCAGGCAGAUGAUUGGAAGAUUGUCAGUGGUGGUGCUGAGGGAUUGGUCAGUGUGUGGGAGAUGAGGAUAGGAGCCAAACUCUGGGAAAUGCACAACAGGCACCCAGUUCGACAUAUAGAGUUUAACGGCAGCACUCUAGUGACGGCUAACAUCCCUGAUGAGAAGCAGCCUCGUGGGGCUUGUAUCACAGACGAUGACCUCACCGCUCACCGACGACACAGGGGACUGAUCUGUCACUAUGAUUUCUCUAUGGACUCGUCGGCACCGGAUCAUGUUCUGCCCAUCUGCAGGUCAAACUACAUCGAGUCGUCCGGUUACAACUUUAACAUUGGCUUGGCCAUGCCUUAUGAUAUAUUGAGUGGCCCUUAGGCUGGCAUCUGUUUUGCAGUUCUUUCGGGUCAGGCUUCACAGAGAAAACAUAUUUUGAUGUUUGCUGAAAAGUAAUUCAAGUCAUACUUUGUAAAGUCGUCUGAAUUUGGAUGACCCAGUUUUAUAUGGAUGAUUUUUUUCUCUGCUGAAUUUACGGCCUAAUUGUUUCUUUCCAAAAAUCACUUUCGUUUCCAUAAAUCUUUGUUUUAAAUUAGGUUUCGUGUUUGCACAUUUGCUGUAGUAUAAGAAUAUGAGAUGUAUAUAUUUGUUGUUUUGAACAACAAUAAUUUGUGUAAUACAUACUUUUGAGCAUAAAUUAAAGCAUACUUAAAUGCUUUGAGUACCACGUUACACACCCCCUAAUAUGUAUUAAAAUAUAACACUCAUAAUAAAUACAUAUUUGUCAAAAAGAUUGCAUUUUAUUGUAAUGAAACGGUUGGCCAGUCAGAUAAAGUGAACCAGCUGAACAAGCGCAACGUAAGAAUAGCUCCUUUUUUUUGUUCUAGAGUUCAG
This is a messenger RNA of Triplophysa rosa, 2488 nucleotides long. RefSeq names its product F-box and WD repeat domain containing 8 (gene fbxw8). Gene Ontology annotation, molecular function: protein binding. The transcript is spliced from 11 exons. Gene Ontology annotation, cellular component: preribosome, large subunit precursor. Lineage: Eukaryota; Metazoa; Chordata; Actinopteri; Cypriniformes; Nemacheilidae. The record is from RefSeq and is a predicted model, not a curated record. Bases 116 to 1975 code for a protein of 619 amino acids.